Molecule: messenger RNA, 1184 nt
Organism: Rana temporaria (common frog)
Lineage: Eukaryota; Metazoa; Chordata; Amphibia; Anura; Ranidae
Product: olfactory receptor 5V1-like
Exons: 1
Coding region: 159-1112 (317 amino acids)
Biological process (GO): G protein-coupled receptor signaling pathway
Cellular component (GO): membrane
Molecular function (GO): G protein-coupled receptor activity; olfactory receptor activity
Source: RefSeq, a predicted model, not a curated record
UUUAAGUGGUAAGGGCUUUGUCACGUUAGCAACCAGGGAAAUUUUAGCCAACAAUUUGGCCUGGCUCCUAUGUGGGAAAAUAUAUUGUUACAUCAGAUAGCACUACAUUAGCGUUUUCAAUCAAAUACGUCCUUUAAUGAGUGACUUUUUUCUUUUAGAUGCCUUUUUCCGCAGCGCAUGACUAUGAGAACCAGACAAUGGUGAAGAAUAUUUUAUUGUUGAAUUUAUUCAAUGAUUGGUCUUUCAUCACUGCCUUUUUGUUAUCCCUCAUUUAUUGCACUAUCCUGAUUGGCAAUCUCUGCAUUUUUAUCAUCAUUAGGGUUGAAGCACAUCUGCACACACCAAUGUAUUUUUUUCUUAGCAAUCUCUCUGUUUUGGACAUUUGUUACUCCUCCACCACUCUCCCAAUUAUCAUUUUCAAUUGCGCUACCGGCAACAAAAGGAUUUCCUUUGCCAAUUGUAUUGCACAGUUGUAUUUGUUCGUCUCUCUGGGUGGGGCUGAGUGUAUUCUUUUGGCUGUGAUGGCCUACGACCGUUUUGUUGCCAUAUGCAACCCAUUACGUUAUCCGGUGAUCAUGAGAAUGAAGCUUUGCGCCGGUCUUGCAGCUGCUUCAUGGUUGAGUGGGUUCCUCAAUUCUAUCCUUCAUACGGUCAUGACUUCCAAACUUACAUUCUGUCGGUUGGAGGAGAGUAUAAAUCAUUUUUAUUGUGAUGUUCCACCAUUGGUACAAGCAGCUUGUAACCCCACCAAGACCAGCAAAAUAUUAUUAUAUGUUGUCAGCGUGUUCCUUGGCUUCACCCCAUUUCUUUAUAUCGUUAUAUCCUACGUCCACAUCAUCUCCACCAUCAUGAAGAUCAAGUCUUCUGAAGGACGAUCGAAGGCCUUUUCUACCUGCUCCUCCCAUCUCAUCGUAGUCACAGUGUUCUACAGCACAGCCAACCUUAAUUACAUUGGACCAACAGGUUACUCCAUUGAGCUGGAAAAUUUAGCAUCUCUCUUGUACAGCAUUCUGACGCCAACCGUAAACCCAAUAAUUUACUGCCUGAGGAACAAAGACGUCAAAGGGGCUUUGAGAAAACAUUUCCAGAAAUUUUAUUUCAUGACUUACUGAUAACUGUGUGUUUUCAUAUGCCGUAUUACUCUGCCUUCUAAUUUUUUGCUCAAUAAACCUGGAGCAGUACAC